AGAGCGAAUUCACAAGGAGCGAGUGGGCGUGUUGCUGACAUAUCGAUGACGUUUCUAUCAUGCGACUGGCACGAAGCCGGGAGAAUACGAAGCGUGAAGAACAAAAGACAACAACAAUAAUGGUUCAUUGGCAAGACGAAGAGAUUCGUCAACUUCUGAGGGUAAGGGCCAAGGCUGAAAUCUCCAGACAAAUAGUAGGAACGGCAAGAGACUCUGUUGUUUAUGACCAAAUUACGAAAGGCCUACGCGAAAAGGGAAUAAUCCGAACCAAGGCUCAGGUAAACACCAAAUUAAAAGCUCUUAAAAAGCAAUACCAAACGUUCGUCGACCGUAGAGGCCGUAGUGGAAACGGCGAUGAAACAUGGUGCUAUUUAGGUUUGUGCGAGGCUAUAUGGGGAUCGAGUCACUCGCCGAGACCUGUGGCUUUGGGCUUGGGCCAGGAAAUGGCGUCCACCUCCAGAAGCACGGAGACCUCCUCCCCGAGUACCCCCGAACCACCAAGCAGCGACAAUGACGAGAAGCCUUCAGUAGCUGAUCUGUCGAUCAAGGAUUCGGGUUGUAGUACAGAAUGGACCGUUCCUGAUGAAGAACCUCCUAGGAAGAAGUCGAGGAACAAGACAAACUUGGAAAGGCAAUCGGCAGAGGUGAGGCGCGUCUUCAACGAUAUGGACAAGGACUUCCACGAGCGAGAGCGGCUUCGGCUGCUCGAGGAGCGGGAGUACGAGGAGCGCUGGCGGCGAGAGCAGCAGGAGCGGGAGGACCGCCGCCACAGAGAGGAGAUGGCCGUUCUUCAGGACAUGACCUCUGUACUCCGACAAAUGGCCCAAGCCCAGCAGCAGACGGCGGACGCGCAGCCUCCACCCCUUCCCUCGGGGAGCCACUCCUGGAGCCCAGAACGGAUCCGGCGGCUGGAGGAGCGGGACUUUAUGGAGCGGCGCCGCAGAGAGGAGCAGGAGCGCGAGAACAGGCAACGGAGAGAGGAGAUGGCGGUUCUUAAGGACUUGACCUCGACACUCCGACAAAUGACCCAGGCCCGGCAGGUGCCGGCCGCGCAACCUCCAGCCCUGCCCCCGGUAAACAACCCCUGGAGUCCAGAACAGCUUCAGCUGUUGCAGGAGUAGGUAGAGCAGAGGAGGAAGAGUGGCUGCGAAAUGCUCUAAGAUGAGACUGUCCGUCAAUUUCAGCCGGGCUGAGCCAGGCUGGGCUAUUCAUGUCUGCUGGAUAUUGUGAUUACACAUAGACACAAGGCCAUCAAACCGUAUAGCACCUCACUCCACAUCUAUUUGUGGCUAGUUUGUUUUUGGUUUUACAGUUCUCUAUUUUAUGCUAUUGUAAGUGAUGUACAGUACCAUGAGUUAUGUCAUGGGAUGAAUAAGGUUUUGAGAUAAAUGCACAAAUGCGACACUUGUUGUUCAAAUAUGACACUUGUGUUAUAUCUAUACCCAUGGGGAUGAUACUGUACUCUGCCAUUUUCUAUUUUUCACUCUGCACUUGAUAGAUAAAAUACGUUGUCUUGAGACAAAUUCGUUGUCCGUUUUCUUCGAUGCAUCUUUUGAAAAUAUUGGAAAUGUAUAAGCUAUUCAUAUCUAGCAUCUCGGGCCAAAACCAGUGAACACUAUGCCUCAAAAGUUGCCUUAUUACGAAAUUGAGAUUUUUCAUCAUUGAGGAGCCCUUAAAUUCCCUCGACAAUAACAAGUUCUUCCCAAGGUCGAAACCCCUUUGAAACCAAAAAAGGAAUCGCAUGUUCCUCAUAUAAUGCUCAUUUAAAAGUCACAAAUCCUUCAGCGAUGCAAAAAGGUAACGGGUGAAUAAUAAAAUCCAAUUAUUAUUUGAUUUGAUAAAUUGUUUGUACAAAUAAAACGGAUGGUUUCAAUUUGUAUCAACAAAGAUUUUGGACCAAAGUUGUAUUUACAACUCUCAGGUGGGCGUGGCUACGCCUGCAGUGAGGUUCAAGAGUUCACCUGCAAGUCCGACUCGGAAGGGAAGAUAUAAAAUCGACAAGCGUUGAAAAAUGGAGGCCCAGAGGAAGCUGUUGAACAGUACAGAGCUGUGUGUGGACGAGGCCCUGUGCGGUCUGGUGCGGUCGGCCAGUGGUCUCUGUCUGCUGAGGGGUCUACGAGUUGUGGUGCGGUCUGACCUGAAAAACCUCAAUGGGAGGGUGGGUCUGGUCUCUGGAGGGGGGUCCGGCCACGAGCCAGCGCACGCAGGUUACAUUGGUGCAGGGAUGCUGUCCGCAGCGGUUGCCGGGGGCGUGUUCGCCUCCCCUCCCCCGGCCAGCAUCCUGGCGGCCGUCCUCCACCUCCACGACGCGGGAGCGUCGGGGGUCCUUCUCAUUGUGAAGAACUACACCGGAGACCGCCUUAACUUCGGCCUGGCCGCCGAGCAGGCCCGUAACCGCGGCGUCUCCGUCGCUAUGGUGAUCGUCGCCGACGACUGCGCCUUUGAGCGCCCCGGCAAGGCUGGGAGGCGGGGCCUGUGUGGUACCGUGUUCGUACACAAGUUGGCAGGGGCCCUGGCAGAAGAAGGCUACCCAUUAGACAAGAUUGUUGCCAAGGUGACAGAGGUGCUGAAAGGGAUUGGUACUUUGGGGGUCAGUCUCUCUCCCUGCAGUGUUCCAGGAUGUCUGCCCUCCUUUCAGCUGCCCCCCGGAGACAUGGAGCUGGGCCUGGGUAUCCAUGGUGAGCCCGGAAUCCAGAGGUCAAAGGUGGCGUGUGCAGACCAGGUGGUGAACACCAUGAUAGAUCACAUGACCAACCCCAGCAGCCAAUCACAUCUGCUGCUCAACUCAGGGGACAGUGUGGUUCUGUGUGUCAACAAUCUGGGAGCUCUGUCCUGUUUAGAAAUGGCUGUGGUCACAAGAGCUGCACUCUCUACACUGGAGGCCCGCGGAGUGGUGGUUGCCAGAGUGAUGUCAGGGUCGUUCAUGACAUCGCUGGAGAUGGCCGGAGUCUCUCUCUCCCUGAUGAGGGUCGACCCUGAAGUUCUCAGACUGUUUGAUGCCAAGACGAGCGCUCCCGCGUGGCCCAACCUCAGCAGUGUGUGUGUGAGUUCACGUCAGUACACCGUGGAGCCCCCCGCGCUGCGCACGUGGGCCCAGGGGGGCGACGCCCACUCUGAAGGGCCGCUGAGCCCUGUGAUGCGUUCAGCGCUACAGAGGAUAAGCUCCGCCCUGCUGGACAGACAGGAGGAACUCAACGCUCUGGAUCGGGCAUCUGGGGACGGAGACUGUGGCAACACACACGCACAGGCUGCCCGAGCCAUUCAGGAGUGGCUCUGCAUUCAUGUGGUGCCUGGUUGCCCGGGGCAACUGCUGUCUGUCCUGGCCGGAUUGGUGCAGGAGAAGAUGGGCGGGUCUUCAGGGGGGAUAUACAGUCUCUUCCUUACAGCGGCAGCAGGACAUUUGACCGAGGGAUUGAGCCAUGCCGGGGCCUGGGCCAACGCAGUGCAUGCUGGGACACAGGCCAUGAUGAGGUACGGAGGGGCGGAGCCUGGCGACAGAACCAUGUUGGAUGCCUUGUGCCCAGCUGUGGAUGAGCUGCUGAAGGUGAAAACAGCUCCUUCUGGUGGUGAGAUGGCAGUACUGCAGGCUGCUGUUAAGGCAGCAGAGUUGGGGGCGGAGUCGACCCGUGACCUCACAGCUAGAGCAGGGCGAGCGAGCUACAUCGCCGCAGAGCGAGUGACCCUCCCCGACCCUGGGGCGGUGGCGGUAGCCGCCAUCUUGAGAGCCGUGCUGGAGUCGCUAGAGGAACAGUCGUAACUUAGCAACCUGGCAAGCCAUAGGACAGACUGAGGCCCAAUAAUAUAGUUCAAAUACAAAUCACUAUAUUAUGGUAAUAUACACUUUCUAACAUGGUUAUAUAAACUAGACUAUGAGGUUAGACUAUUUAACAGGUAAUAAAUUGGUAUUUUCCCCAUAAACAACAAUUACAACCCAAUAUAUGCAUCAAUUUGUUAUCAAUAAUUUUGGUGUGCUCAAUAAAGGGGAUACAUGUAAUUGUUGGUUUCAGAAGACAUUUCUUAGUUGUAAUGUAUGCAUUAAAGAGGUAAUAACUGAAUGACUUUCACUGAAGACAAUGGUUAUAUUUACAUUAAUUAACAAUAUCUUAAUGAAGUAUUUAGGCUCUGUGGUUUGGCUUUUUUUUGGACUUUGUACUAUUAGAGUUAAUAAACAAGUAUCACAAGUGUAUUUAUGCUGAUUAUGGUAAGUUUACCCUAACACUGACCUUACAUUAGGGUCAGGGGUUACUACAUUAGGGUAAAGUUUCUAUAAUAGGGGUCAGGUGAUUCUACAUCAGGGUUAAGUGUUUACCUCUGGGUUAGGUGAUUCUACCGUAAAGUGUUUCUAAAAGGUUAGGGGAUUCUAUAUCAGAGUUUAGGUGAUUCUACAGUGGGAUUAUGUGUUUCUACAUGGGGAUUACGUUUUACUUAAUGAAGGGUUUUAGAGAUUGGGUUGCGUAAUUCAAUAGGUUAUUCUACCUUAAGGGAUUUUGAGGACAAAGUUAGACAAAUCUUCAACUUGCUUCACAACGGCUGGCUAUGGGCAUUCACAAAACAACCCUAAACGUUUGUUUUCAGAAAUGUGCAACUCACCGAGUGGUUAGUGGUGUUCGCUGAUGUUCCAAAUCAGGUAUCGUUGCGAUAAACAGUUUUUGUCGUGUUUUAUUUGGCAUUUUGUUAAUUUAUUGAUUGCGGUUGGAAGACUCAUUGCUUGUUGUAGUCUUUUUGCUCCGUUCUAGCCCUACUGUUGAGUCUGAGAACCGAGCUAAAAGACUACAACCAGCACCCCUGGAUUCCGCUGCUGCCGUGAUCUUCUCCUCAAGCAGUAGAUUCAACAUUUGUGCAUAUUUUCUUUCUCCUCUACGAAUCUCGCGGUAUGUUUAAAAAACAACACACAAGUUAAUUUCGGGUUUAAAAUGCAUUGUAAUGCGCGUUACUGAGAUUUGUAACAAUUAAAAUAUUACCUUUACAGCAAAAAGUAAUGCAAUCCAGUAAUUGCAUUACUUUUCUAAACGCGUUACUCCCAAAACUGACUGUAUUAUUAUAACAAUAGCCUACAUCGCUUGGUAGGUCAAUCAUUGACCUGCCAAUGAUGCCCAUUGGCAGGGAAGUCUGUGCAACCAUUUGUUCACUGAAACACUCAAAACAUUUUGAAUUGUUAACGUUAUAAUGGUGCACUACUGAACAUGGUGAUUCAUGUAGGCACCGCCUGGACUACUCAUCCCAUGUGUACAACCGUCAAAACAAUGAGUUUUGCUUCUGUUUUUUUUUUUAUUAGAUAAGCUCCUGUAUAAUUGGUCAUUGCAUUGGUGGGAAAUUAACUCAUCAUCCGUCUCACAAAUGACGGUUUCCCAGACCGAGCUAUUAGGUAGUAGUACAAACAUUUACAGAAUGGGCUGCGUCGCAUUAGUCCCCUGAUACAAUUAUGUUCACGCCCUUAACGUGUUUACCUUUUUGAUUAAGUUGGAUUGCCGGAAUAGGAUGCAAGCGGCAUGAUGAGAGUGCUCUGUGGACUUCUGGGUACUAUCAACGUCACAAGAAGGAAGUCUAGACAAUGGAUGACAUCAUCUAUGGACGGUUCCAUCGCGUGUUGCGUCAGCAUAAAACAAGAAGGACCAUCAACUAAAUCAUUUUAUUUCAAUUUCAUAAUUAAAAUUUACACUUUACAUUAAUAAUUUAUAUUGUUUAUACCGACUGUUUUUUCUGCCCUACUUGUUGUUUUUUCUGUUUGUCUUGUCUUGUCCUUACUUUAGCAUUAGUUUAGCAUUUACCUUAACGUCUAUUUUCGUUUGUAUUAGUACUUUGUAUUUGUAUUGUAUUGUAUUUCUAUCCUGUGUUUUUCCACUGCCGCAACAAACAAAUUCGUCCUACGGGGGAUUAAUACAAUUGUAUCUAAUCUAGUCUAAUCUAAAUGACAAAGGCGGGCAAAUCUUUUGCAUUGUGCUUGCAUUCUCUGUUUUAGAUGCUCUUACACAGCAGCUCGGGACAGCCGUCGUCACCCAAUACACUUUUGCCCAGGCUGUUCAAAAGUGGCUGCGCUAUGCGCCAGGCCGUGCAGGCGGUAGUGGAAGACGUGACGUCAUGUAAUCGUGUAACAAAAUGAUUUUUUUUCACCUUAAACAGUGUGGUGUGGUCAGUGUUUUAGGCUAGGCUAUAGGCAUACAAGCUUUCAAAUUUGACAUGACUUUUUAGCAUCCUGGCUGUCGGUAAAGCAGGAUAUUCAUUAUAGGCUAUUUAAUUUAGGGCAUUACAUUUUCGUAUAUUCACUGUCUGUUUAGUCUAGAAUAUGGAUGAACAAAACGUGACUUGGCAUUACAACAUUUUGCAUAACAGCAUUCCCAGGGGCAGCACAUUUCACAAUCGCACUUCUUCGGUAGGGCCCAAACAUUACUAGUCUCA
Molecule: messenger RNA, 6396 nt
Organism: Gadus chalcogrammus (walleye pollock)
Lineage: Eukaryota; Metazoa; Chordata; Actinopteri; Gadiformes; Gadidae
Gene: tkfc
Product: triokinase/FMN cyclase
Exons: 18
Coding region: 2012-3757 (581 amino acids)
Biological process (GO): glycerol catabolic process
Cellular component (GO): cytosol
Molecular function (GO): glycerone kinase activity; ATP binding
Source: RefSeq, a predicted model, not a curated record